CCAAUAGCUUCCCUCUGAGUUCUGACUACUUCCCAGUGGAAAACGUACUUGGGACAGACACUGGAGUGCUCUUGGAGAGAAGUCCCAUGGGGACUGUACCUGACCCUCUGAGAGUGACUAAAGCUUCCAUAGUGACAGCUUCUGGAAAGGAAGAGGGUCGAGGAGAGCUGCAGAAUACCUCCCCACAACAAGCUCAGCCGGAUAAGAAUGCUGGUGGCAUUGGCAAUGCCCCUGCUGAACUCAGCCUCAGGCUCAGUGCAGCUGCUGAGGCCCUGAUGCAAGCUUGUGUACAUGAGACCAGCCAGCAAAACAUGGCAUCUCCUGGUGUCCUCCAUGAGGUGGAGCCAGUGUCUCCCACACACAACCCUCCUGACGACUCCCGGCUGCAAGGAAGCAAGGAGCUGGCAGCACCGAGCCUGAAUCCUACUGCAGAGAAGGAACUUAGAUCUGCACCAUUUUUAAUGCCAGCCGUUCAGCACACUCACCAUGCCAUCCAAAGUGACCCGCCAAGUACUAGCAGCUGCCUGGCACCUGAAGAUUCCUUGGUGAAAUCAAAGGCAAACUCAAACAGUGAGAAACCUGAGACGUCAAGUUGUCCUCCCAGGGUCCCCUGUUGCAGCAGUGAAAAUCAAAUGCUCUGUGAUUUUCCUUCUCCAGAAAAUACCCAGGGAAUUGUACAGGCUUCGGAUCCAGCAAUGGGGGUUCACUUGUCCCCUUCUGCAGACAGACCAAACGGGGAAGGGCAGAAUGUCAACAGUAACACCACAGUGGGACCCAGUGAACCUCUAGCAAGAGGUGGAUGCUCAGAGAACAAACAGCCCUUUGCCACUGCGACGGAUAACACGGGGGAAGGGUCUGAAAACCUUCCCCCAUCCCCACUCACCAGCAGAGAUUCCACAUGUUCUCCAGAUGCGGAGGAGGUGCCGCUGCCAACGCAGCAUCCGGUGUCAAGGUUCAAAGAAGCCAGUACAAUGACCUGCCAAGCUGACAGGGAGACUAAGGAGGUCCCUGGCAGGGCUUGGCAAGAUGCCGAAGUGCAGGCAGUGGCAAGUGUGGAGAGCAGGUCUGUCUCUACCAGCCCCAGCAUCCUCCCCGCGUUCUUAAAGGAAACCCCUGCUCCCGAGGGUGAGAAUGGGCAAGAGCAGCUACGUGUAGUUUGCCAUGGCCAGGGCAGUGGAAGCCACUUACUGGAACUCUCUAACAGCACAGUAGACCCCCAAGAGUCAAGGCAGUGUGCCGGCAUUGUGCCCCAGGUGCACAUCCUGCCAGCCGCUGCCACUCCUGCUGCUUCCAAGGGGGAAUGCAAAACAAAAAACCAAUCAGGGGAAGCCUUUAAAUCCUCUCUGAUAGCCUCCAGUCAAAAGCAAGCUACAGAGGAAGAUGGGCGAGCUUCAGCAAGCAAAGAGGCAGCCUCCAGGCAGCCUCCAGGUACUAAUCCUGGCUCCCAGAAAGCUAGCCCCAUUGGCCAGAUUUCCUUCAUGACUGGGAGUCAAGCUGAGAUAAGUCAUGGGCUGGGGAACUCUGAACCCAAGCCACCUGAAUUUGUAAUGAAAACUACAAAUGACCACAAAACAGAGCCAGACUGCAAACUACCUGACUCCCGUGGAGGUGCCGGUAAAGAUGACCAGCUGGAGAGCUUGAACCCUGCUGAUAAAAGAGGUGCAAAGGACGGGAAGCCUGCUUCUCCUCAUAUUGUGAAAGAGCACACACCUGGGACCACCUGCGCCCUAGAUGCCAAAACCCUACUACUAAAUCCUAAAUCUCAAGAAAAUGAAGGUACAGGACCCGAGAGCAAUCUUGCACCCUCCCCAGGGAGGAAGAACCAGCAGAACACCUUGGAAGAACACAGACAGACCAAAACAGCCACGAGCCUGAGCCUGCCACCCGAUGGCACAGGGGACUCGAGCCCGGGCUCUGGCAAGAGGACCCCUUCUCGCUCAGUCAAGGCCAGCCCACGCAGGGCCAGCCGGGUCAGCGAGUUCCUGAAGGAGCUCAAUGUGACGGCAGCCGCUGCCCAGGUGGGGCUCACACCUGGAGAAAAGAAGAAACAGAUGGGUGCAGACUCCAAGCUGCAGCUGAAACAGUCCAAGCGAGUCCGGGACGUAGUGUGGGAUGACCAGGGCAUGACCUGGGAAGUGUAUGGUGCUUCCUUGGACCCAGAGUCCCUGGGAAUUGCCAUCCAGAACCAUUUACAGAGACAAAUUAGGGAGCAUGAGAAACUAGUUAAAACACAAAGUGGCCAGACUCGAAGAUCUAUCUCCUCAGAUUCUUCUUCAAGUAAGAAGCUCAAAGGGAGACAGCAGGGUGUCCUACAGUCCAUGCUGCAAAACUUCCGGCGCCCCAACUGCUGUGUCCGCCCCGCGCCAUCUUCUGUGUUGGACUGAAAGGAAGCAGCACCGCUGUAUGAAUUGUGGUAUUCCUUCUGUCUAUCCAUGUCGAAGCUUAGGAGUUUGGGUUUCUAUUUUGUUUGGGGUUGGUUGUCCUUGUUGUUUUCUGAGAGACCUAGAAGUAAAAGUAACUAUUAAGUUU
Peromyscus eremicus (cactus mouse) is the source of this 2529-nucleotide messenger RNA. It is a transcript of the gene Gprin3, whose product is annotated as GPRIN family member 3. Gene Ontology annotation, cellular component: plasma membrane. The record is from RefSeq and is a predicted model, not a curated record. Gene Ontology annotation, biological process: neuron projection development. The transcript has a single exon. Bases 87 to 2384 code for a protein of 765 amino acids. NCBI's taxonomy places the organism in Eukaryota, Metazoa, Chordata, Mammalia, Rodentia, Cricetidae.